AAGGGCGGAGGUGGUUUUCUACGCGGUCCCGGGUGGCCCCAGAGCUCGCGCAGUACCGACCUUCUCCGGCCCGGUGCCCCCGGAGAGCCGCUGAGGUGGGGCCGGCCGCGCAGUGCCACUCGGGGCGCCAGGGGCUGUCGGAGGUUCGCAGGUUGAGACCAGCGGCAGCCGGGUCCAGCGAAGCCGGCGGAGAGGAGCGCAGCGCAGCGCAGGCGCGCCCUCCUCCGCUCUUGGCCCAGCGUCCCUCCGGGCUGCAGGCGCGCACCGGGGCGCCGCCAAGGAACAAAGCGGGUGGUUUACUGCCUUCAUCGCUUCCAUUCCAAAUGAGGACGCCGCGGCUUUGCAGCCAGAUGUGGGCAGGCUCUAGAUGGUAAAACCCAGCACUUUUUUUUCUUUCUUUUUUUUUUAAUUGAAGCCUCCCAGCCGCGGUCCGCGGUUCCAGCUCUGUCGCCGUGCCUCCUCGUCGGGGUCGCUGCUCUGGGCCCCGCGGGCGCAGCAGACAAAGAAACGAGCGGCCGCCUUCGGGGGGAGUCCGCGCUCGGUGGGAUCCCGAGCCGGCGGCGAUCGGGCGGGGAGAGCUGCGCGCGGAGACGCUGGAACCGUGCGUGUAGCCGCGCGCGCCCGGGCGCCCCGAGGUUCCCCCUGCGGGAUGUUACGUGUGCAGCCCGCAGCGCAUUAGAUCGAGAGAAGGUGUGCCGACAGAAAGGAUCCGAGAUACAGGAAGGUACGUCGCUUUAAAAAGUUUUUAAAAAUGCAGUGAUGGUUGCUUCUUUAGGAAAGCACAUGGACGCAAUUCUCCGUACGCACUUAAAAAUACAAGCGAUUGCGCCCUGAUUGCCAAGGAGCUCUUCAGCGCGGUGGAGGGAAUAUUCUCUACCUUGUCUGGGGGUGAUGAUGACAGAGGAACUAAGUUGUCAAAAUUGGUAGAAACUACACUGAAGAUCUGCGUAUUGUAUCGAGUGUACCCGGCACGUCAGUUGAAAAAAAAAAUCGCACAUACAUCUGCUCGCAUAGAAAAAGCUAAUAAGUAAGCCUGUUGCGCCCGGAAAAAGCCGCUGCAGCGCAGCUGUAGAUACGCCUUUUGGCAACUGAGCGCGACUCCGUGGGGUUAUUUUUGCAAGAUGGGCCCGGCCGGGAAAGGGGAGCGAGAGGGCUGCUGACAUCACUCGGGGCGGGGCGCAGCGCAGAGAAAAGUCGGAGGGACCCGAGCCGCCCCGGCACAGCCUCAGCAUGAGCAGCCACAACGCGUCCGAGCUCCCCAUCCUCUGCAGCUCCGGCCAGCUGCUCCUGCAGCCGCUCUGGGACCGAGUGCGGGCCCGGGAGGCGCUCACGCAGUCGCCCUUGUUCGCGGUCCUAUUUUCCAUCACCACGUACGUGGGCUUCUGCCUGCCCUUCGUGGUGCUGGACGUCCUGUGCCCCUGGGUGCCCGCGCUGCGGCGCUACAAGAUCCACCCGGACUUCUCGCCGACGGCGCGGCAGCUGCUGCCCUGCUUGGGGCAGACCCUCUACCAGCACGUGGUGUUUGUGCUCCCCUUGACGCUGCUGUACUGGGCCCGCGGCCCGGCGCCCUGGCCCCGAGAAGCCCCAGAGCUGCUACAGCUGGCGCGCCACGUCGUGGGCUGCCUGCUGCUCUUCGAUGCUGAGUUCUUCGCGUGGCACGUGCUGCACCACAAGGUGCCAUGGCUCUACCGCACCUUCCACAAGAUGCACCACCAGAACACAGCCUCGUUCGCGUUGGCCACGCAGUACAUGAGCGCCUGGGAGCUCCUCUCCUUGGGCUUCUUCGACAUGGUGAACGUCACGCUGCUCCAGUGCCACCCGCUUACCGUCCUGGUGUUCCACGUGUUCAACAUCUGGCUGUCGGUGGAGGACCACUCCGGCUACGACUUCCCCUGGUCCACGCACAGACUCGUGCCUUUCGGUUGGUACGGUGGCGUGAGGCACCACGACCUACACCACUCGCAGUUCAACUGCAACUUUGCCCCUUACUUCACGCACUGGGACAAACUCCUGGGGACUCUGAGGUCAGCUCAUGCCAAGUGACUCACAGCCUCCCUCCCAGCCUGCGGUGGGGUGGCGCAGGGGGUGCCUCCCCCCACUCGGACCCAGGACUGCCUCAGGGCACUUUACACUUGAAUCAGAAGAAACACACCUGAGCUGUUGUGUCUUGUUUUGGUUUUGUAAGUAAUUUAUUACCUGCUGGAGAUCUAAAGUCUGAUGUAUUUUUAGUCUGAUUAAGUAAUUUAUAUGGUUUCUGUAUCUGGCAAUUGUAUUCUUAGAGUCAAAGUCUAGCUCACUUCAGUAGCCUUGGUUCCCAGAUAUGUUAGCCGCUCAUCACUGGCAUAUUUAAAUCAUCUCAAAAAGGACUUGAUUGUAGGACAAGGAAGGUCCUGUGUUUCAAAGUGUCAUAGAAAUGGGCUAAAAUAACGUCUUCUUACAGAGUGUAGGAUUUCUGACUCUAUUAGCAACAAACAUGUUCCUGCUGGACAGUGAUCACAAUUGUUAUGCUUUUUUCUAUUUUUUCAUGUAACAAUAUAUUUAUAUUGAAAGAAAUUAUUUUUACUUAAAAAAGAAAGAAAGAAAGAAAGAACAGAAUGUAAACCAAACAAGUUCUGCCUGCUGUUUCCUGGGCGUUUAGACUGAUCAGUACUAAAAUGGAAAGAGGGAGCUGGGGCGGCAGGUGACCUCCAUCUUCUGUGGCUACAGAAGAAGAGGAGUCUGGUGGUGGGGUGUUUUGUGGGGCCUUUGUAGGAGAGACAAGACAGAGGCGGCAGAAGGGGUCAGUUAGUUUGUCUGUUUGGGUCUAGCCAUUGCACAGAGGGAGAAUCACUAUUGUUCUGAAUGGUUUUCAGCUGAUUUCUGCAUAACAAGCAACUCAAAGAAUUACCUUCUAAAGUUUUAGAGAGAUUAACCCUGCUCUAAAGUUUUAGAGAGAUUAACCCUGCUCCACCAUUUGAUUAACUGGAGGGCAGUGGUGUUGGGGGAGGACUAGAAUUAGCGGAGUGCCUUGCUUGGCAAAGCCAGCGAGUCCAGGGUGUGCAUGAGAAGGGCUGAUAGAUACAGAAAGAGAUUCUGAGUCAGCUCUGGUUUCUUACGUAUCCAUGUAGUGACCAUCAUGCACACAGCUCUGCAAUUGGGGAUUUUGGGGUUUUCACUUUUCUUAAGCAAAGACAUACAUGCAAAUUGCAUACCCCUUUGUUAAAUGGAGAAAAAGUGACAUUUGGCCCCAGGUCCCUGGUUCCUCAUUUGUAAAAGGAGACUGUGUUCCAGAUGUUCUCCCAGAUUACUUAGUGCCCUCAAUGUCCCUAUGACCCACCACACACCUGUCACCUGUCACGUACCCCAUCCUAAGCGGCUGCUGCCUGUUUGUUUUCACUUUAUCUUUGGAACAGAGCUAUAUAGGGUAAAAUAAAACAUCAAGACAAUUUAGGCAGACAAGUAUGAAGAAGGGCAACUUUGCAUGUAGUUUUAGGCUCAUAUGUGAACCGAAUUAUCCUGUUUAAAGGUGAAGCAUUUGCCUAAGGACCAGGGUUUCUGCCCCGUGAGAUUCCUGGGAAGGGUAUCCAGCUCUCCCAAUCUCUGACAAGUUGCAGUCACAAUGCCCAGCUCCUCUGCAGAUGGUCUCCCGUUCCCUCCCAAAUCAUGUGCUCCUUGGGUUUAUUCACAAAGGCCCCUGCCUCCUCGGUGGGCAGAGGCACCAAGCAGGGUCUUAUGGAUUACACUGACCUGACUUGCGAAUGUGCAAAAUGGCCAUCAGAGGCAAGUGGAACUUGCUGCCUUGGAGUGGACGGGUGACAUACUGCGCAGAAGAAGGACAGGAGAAGUGACGGGCGGGGACGGACAGGUAUGAAGUACGGGGUGCAAGUGUUACUUGUCCUGAGCAGCUCUGGGCUGCCGACAGAUCUGCCACAAUGACCGUUUGUCACAGCUCGCUCUCAGAGAUGUUGUAAAAUGUCUCUCGUGGCCUCAGUGUGUAAGGGAAUUUUGCAUUUUGGCCAAUUGUACUCAUGGAAAUUAUUUGGGCCCAGAAACCCUUUCUCUCAGUUGAUGUUUGAUUACUUUUUAAUACCUUGGCAGCCGAGGGUAGGGGAGUGGAGAGGAAGAGAGGUUUUUCAGAAGAGCUCGAAACAAUGAGAGUGAAAUACUUCACUUUUGCAUGCAGUCUGAUGCUUUUAUACAUUGUUCCUCUUGCUCCUUAAGCUCAAAGGGAGGUCGGGUGGUUGCUAUUAUUACCAUUACGAUGACCAUCCUGUAUUACAGAGGGAGAAUUGGUACCCAUACAGGUGAGGUGACUUGCUCUCCAUUAUUAGAAUGUUAGAAGGAGGAGCCAGUUCUUGAACUCAGGUCUUUGGAUGCUUUUGAAACUCUCCACAAUUGCUGGAGAUUUGGCUUCUGUCUGCUCCUCCUCCCCAGCCACUGCUGCUGCCCUCAGGCACCGACCGAGGCUACCCCCCACCCCCACCUGUCAUUACCUGGAUGUGAACUUUCCUGGAUUCAAAGGCAGGCUGCAGGAAAGCACAACCCAGGUCAAGAUCUCUGUUUUCCGUCUCCCUCACUGGACACUGGCGGGGACAUAUAGCCAGACUGCCCUGGGGGGAAGCUUGACUCUGGGCCUUACCUAGUUGAGUGACUCUGGAAAAGUGACUUAGUCUCUCUGCCUUGGCAUCCUCUCUGUGAAUGUGGAUCAUCCCAGACCCCAGGUCCCAGAGUCCCCGUGGGAGAGUCUGCGUGACCACAGUUGGCUGCGGCGAGUGCUUUGGGCUUCAGGAUGUCCCAGGGGGACCUGAGCCUCCCGUCUACACUCUUGAGCUCUCCCACCUCCCCAGGGACCCAAAUAUAGCCCCGGUUUUGAAUUUUUGAUCCUGCCUGACCUGGAACGCUGCUUCCUUGUCCUUUCAAGGCUAAGGUGUUGGAAAGAGAGAAGUCUGUGUUUGUUGGGCUCUCCCUCUUCACCCCGAGACAUCCUACCCCUGCCUCUUCCUGAAGCUGAACCUCUGUGAACCUCUCCUGGUUCACUGCUCUCCUCCCAAUGAUCAAUUCCAGUGAUUUCCCUCCGCCCGGAUUUUUUCUUUUUAAAGGGUAAUCAUUUUUGCUAACCAGUCUCUUCACUCUUGUUUGAUCUUAGUGCUUUUUCUCCAAACUGCUUUCCUUCCUAAGUCUCCAGCUUCUUUCCCAGGGCGCCCCCCCACCCCCACUUUGCCCAGCAGGGAGCCCAGCCUCAGGGUAUUUCUCUUGUUACAAAGUGUCUAUGCUGUGUGCUAGGAGUGACCUUUGUAGCAGCAAAUCCUGAGAUCUCUGCUUGCAUGGCAUUCCGGCACACACACAGGGCAUGAUGUAUACGUCCACACACACUCUGUGUGAAUACACAUUAUGUGGCCACACACAAAUCUGCACACUAUUAUAUGUCCACAGGCAUACAUUUACACACAUACUAUAUACAUACACACAAAGACACAUAUGCAUACACAUACAUAUAUAUUACACACACAUAUACACACACAGAGUAUAGAUCUAUUCCUCUUCUGUCUGUCUCUACACACACACACACACAACCAUUUCCUUUUUGAAAAAUAUUUAUUUAUGUAUUUAUUUAUUUAAGAGAGUGAGAGGGGUGAGGGGCAGAGGGAGAGAAUCUUCCAGUAAACUCCCCACCCGGCACAGAGCUGGACACGGGGCUCCAUCCCAUGACCCAUGAGAUCACGCCCAGAGCCUGAACCAAGAGUUGGACACUUACCCUAUUGAGCCACUCAGUGCCCCCCCGCACCCCCCACCACCACACACUACCGUUUCUGCCCUGCUCACCGUUUCUCUUUGCCCUUACUCAUACUGUAGUCGUUCUUGGUGAAGGCUGGUUCAGUGUUGCAUGAAUCCUGGGAGCACAGAAACACAGCUUUGCCCUGAAUCCCGUCUUUCUUCAGCGGUCCCAUCAUCCAUCACUAGUCCAUCCUGGCUUCCUAACUAAGGUCACAUAAUCUCACAACACAUAAUCUCUGCUCUAGAGGAGGUCCUAGUCUGCCGAGAAAGAUCAUCCGGCCAGCAAAUCCAUCUAACAAUGUAGUCAGUUCUCCAGUGGUGGGUAUUUUCAGGUCGUUAAGGGAGGCCCAGGAAAGGUGGGUCAUUUGAGUAAUAGAAACCACAAAGUGUUUGGAUGCCUGGGUGGCUCAGUCGGUUAAGUGCCUGCCUUCGGCUCAGGUCAUGAUCCCGGGGUCCUGGGAUCAAGUCCCCCAUCAGGCUCCCUGCUCAGUGGGGAGUUGGUUUCUCCCUCUGCCCCUGCUCAUGCUCUCUCUUUCAAAUAAAUCUCUGACAGACAGAGAUCUCAAGUAGGCAGAGAGGCAGGCAGAGAGAGAGAGAGAGAGGAGGAAGCAGGCUUCCUGCCGAGAAGAGAGCCCGAUGCAGGGCUCGACCCCAGGACCCUGGGAUCAUGACCCGAGCCGAAGGCAGAGGCUUUAACCCACUGAGCCACCGAGGACCCCCAAGGAAUAAAAUCUUAAAAAAAGAAAGAAAGAAAGGAACCCAGAAGGGUUUGGAUAUGUUCCCCAGGCAGGGUAAGGGGUGUCCCUGGGAGAAGCAACAGCAGGGCCAGGCGGAGAGGAAUGAAGGAACCUGGCAGCUCCCGAGGAGGAAGGAAGCAUGGAGUUCUCGAGAACAAGGGAGGAAUGUCUGGCCACUUGACAAACCUCGGUCCCUGCUUAACCCUGUUUGCUCACCUGCCGCUGCUCAGGGCUUUUGGGAGAUGGUAUGUAAAAGUGCUUCCAAGCCAAUGUCAGGGCUUGCUAUUAUUUGUUGAUUUAUAAUGACUACACAGAUGAAUGAAUAGAAAACUCGAUGGGAAACGAUAUUCUGAGAAGCUCGGCUCGUAUUCUCCAGGAAGCCUGUCCCUUAGGGUGAGGGGAGAGCACCACAGACUUUAGGCAAAGGAGUGAUGCUAUUAGAAACCAUGGAAGAAGGUAAUUGGUAGCAGAGAGCGGUGGUCCUGGUUCCAAUGAGGGACCAAUCCAGGUUCUCCUCAACUUCCAUCCGGCUCCCUGGCAUAGCAACACUGUGAAUGUAAACCAGUUACUUAACCUACGACUCAGUUUUCUCAUCUGGAAAACCAGGGUGGUAGAAUUGUGAGCCAUAAGAAAGAUGUUUGGAGAAUUUAGCACUCCGCUUCCCGCAGAGCAGGAACAUGUGAGUAGUAGCACUUUUGUUACAAGUGGUUCGAAAAGCAUUGUGAUUGCAGACGGGAUAUAAGCUCGCUCCAAAACAAGUGUGGGUGAAGGUGGACAGGAAGAAAUGGGCCUCUCUUUUGUCAGAAAAGCAACACAGGCCCUUCUCCAUUGCAGAGAUCAUCAGAGUUAACCCUUUCCUGGGCUACCAGACCAAAAAGUCAGUCAUUCAGACUCUCUCCGUCUCUCACUAGGAUGCAUUAAAUGGUGUUUGAAAGUUUAAAAAAAAAAAAAAAAGCAAAGUUAGUGUGAACAGAAAUUUUUAGACAAAAGCCCAAGGGCAUUUCCUCCCUCUAAAUAUCUUUUGCUUAUUUCCUUUUUCUGUACUUUUUGAUCAUGACUCAAAACAAGAAGAGAAACUUAAGCUGUCUGUCUUACCCAGCUUUCAAGGGCGGCUUGCUCGGUGGGGUGGCAGGAAGGGCAGCACCAAGGAAAAGCGAGUUUCUCCCCACUCUCUGCAGCUGGGAGCCUCCUUGCUCCUCUUCUCAUGCCUACAGCCCUUCCUCGACCCCUCUCUUGGAAACACCACUCUACUCCUUUGCUACGGUACAGAGGUCCCUGAAGAAGAGGCCACGUCUUGCAGAUCUUUGACUCCUUUAAAAGUGCUCAAUCAGUGUCUCUGGCAUGCAGGCUUUGGGGUUUGGAGCCCAAACGGGCUCUGGUUGAGCUCCCUGAUUUUCCAUUUUGCGGGAAACCAUCCACUCCCUUGGGACAUCAGUUUCCCUCUCUGUGAAAUGAGUGGGGGUUGGGGGUUGCUGUGGUCCUCAGGCUGCUGGGGAGACCUAAGGAAGCAGAUCAGCAGGAUGCUGAGUGGAUGUUCUGUGUGCAGAGUGUGAUGACAGGGACCUUGGGUGUGUCAGGAAGGUACUGGGGUGACGUGGCUCCUGUCUCCCUCCAUCUCCACACAGCAAUUCUGCCUCACCGUUUCCUCCAUCAGCCCUGCCGCAGGGCUCGUGCUGACCUCCUUUCCUGGGAAUCCUCCCCUAUCCUGGGAAUCCUUUCCUCUUCAUUCCCUGGUUUUUGCCUCCCUGCUAAGUCUCGGGAGAAUACAGGAGGAGAGGGCCGUCAGAGUGCCCAGAGACGGAGGAAGCUGGCCCCCAGACAGCGAGUUUGCAGAAGGAGCCUGGGCAGGCGUGUUUGUGCCAGCCAGAAGCAAUGUAGAUCUGAGAUGCUCUUCCUUUCCUCCGUGCCAAGGACGAAUGCCAAGCCCAGAGCUACAGCUGGCUACACAAGCCGAAUUUGGCAGCACAGGGCUUUUGAAAGAAGAAGCCUGGUGUAAUUGGACACUAAGUGGAAAAAAACGCACCCCCUACCAGGCAUGUUGAGUUCCCAGUGAAAUGGACAAGAGUGGCUCCACCUUGGCCUUGGGUUGAUCUGCCUGGGAUGCAGCAGAGCCCAGGGAAGGGAGCUCACGUGCCGACACUGUCAAGCCAAGGAGAUUCCACAACUGCUAAGGCUGAGACAGCAUUGUCCAGUUUCCCUAUUUGGUGAAUAAGGAAACUGAGGCUCAGGCAUGGGAAGUCACUUCUCCUGGGUCACACAGCUGGGUGAAAACUAAGACCAGUGCUCCCACCCCCACCCCCGCCUUCCCGCAGAUUCCCUCCCACCCUCGGGUUUUCAGAGCCUCCUGCUGAAUAGCCUAGAAAUCAUUCAAACCACAGUCUUCGUUAAUCACUCACAUAAACGCAACAUAAUCAGCUCUGCUGAUUUUUAGCAACUUGAGUGAAGCCUUUAUUCCACACUUGGCUCAGAUCUAUCUUGCCACAUACCCUUGCCGGUAAUCAGUGUAAACUUUUAUUGUAUCCCUGUGAACCCUGACAGUCUCCGUGUUGAGAAUGUUGAAGAAAGGCUUAACAUCAUGGGGUACAAUGAACCCAACAACAAGGAAUGGGGCUCUUUGUACAUCAACAACGAGGACGAAUCUAACAAUUGUGAUAAAUGGGGAAGCCAGACAAAAAUGUGGUUCUAUUUACACAAAACUUCAGAAAAUGCAAGUGAAUCCAUUGUGACAGAAAGUGGAUCAGUAGUUGUUUAAGGGAGGGAGUGGGCCUCAAAGAUGCGUCUCCAGGGGGCGCAAGGAAACUUCUAGGGAAGAUGGAUAUGUUCGCCAUCUUGAUUGUAGUACUGGUUUCAUAUAUAUAUAUAUAUAUAUAUCAAACUGUAUACUCUAAAUGCCUGUAGUUUAUUGUACAUCAGUUAUGCUGAGUAAUGAUGAUGAUCGUGUCAAUGAUGAUUAAUCAUUUAUGAAUUUUAGCUUUAGAGCCAACUUACCGUGAGAAAAAUAUGGCAGGAGGGAACGUCACAAUAACAUCAUAAGGACACACAUCUACACAGAAUCCAAGAUCUAUCCUUUGUACAUUUGUACCCCUGACCU
Molecule: messenger RNA, 9582 nt
Organism: Mustela lutreola (European mink)
Lineage: Eukaryota; Metazoa; Chordata; Mammalia; Carnivora; Mustelidae
Gene: CH25H
Product: cholesterol 25-hydroxylase
Exons: 1
Coding region: 1231-2043 (270 amino acids)
Biological process (GO): cholesterol metabolic process; sterol biosynthetic process
Molecular function (GO): C-4 methylsterol oxidase activity; iron ion binding; steroid hydroxylase activity
Source: RefSeq, a predicted model, not a curated record